Laccaria bicolor S238N-H82 is the source of this 768-nucleotide messenger RNA. RefSeq lists its product as uncharacterized. The record is from RefSeq and is a predicted model, not a curated record. Bases 1 to 768 code for a protein of 255 amino acids. The transcript is spliced from 2 exons. NCBI's taxonomy places the organism in Eukaryota, Fungi, Basidiomycota, Agaricomycetes, Agaricales, Hydnangiaceae.
AUGCCGAGAGAUUCCUUCCCCCCAUCGAGAGCUAGGGUGGAUAGGAAACUCCCACAUUUCGACCUAACGAAUCUCCUGGAAGAGCAUGUAUACCUCCCGAUCAUGGCCAUCGAUCUCCUGGUAGUAUUCGACCACCAGGGCAUAUGCGACGAGCGCAACGACCUCUCCGUACCCCGGCCAUACAAACAAAGGUUUGCAAAGGACCCACCACGCGCAAACCAUUUUGCGAUCUGGUUUACCUUUGACAAGGAGUACGUCGGCAUAGAUAUCGUGCAGGAGAACGUCCCCGUGGAUGCAUAUUUGAACCCGGAGCCAGAAAAAGAGUCGGCGAGGGGUGUCGUCCGCAUCGCGUCGAAGAAAAGCCCGACCGAGGAUAAUAUAGGCUGCGUCAUGAGAGAUCCGCGACCCAUGCGCCCCAUUACAAUUGAUUCGAUCAUUCGUCUGAUUAGUUCUCGGGGAUUGCAUAAAUAUCUGUUCCGGCCAGUGCAUAAGCAACAAGCGGGGUGCCGGUAUUGGAUGUCGCGAUUUGCUAGGGUGCUUGAGGAAGAGGGCAUUUGCAGCCAGGGAUUCCAGAUGCAAGUCGACUAUUUUCUAGGCUAUUACCAUAAUCGUCCGCAGGUCAAGACUGCAGGUGGGAGAUAUAAAGACGGUGGUUCUUGGGGGCCUAGGUUGGAUAUGGAAUGCGCGAGGAUUAUUCCUGGUGAAUUCUACUAUGAGCAGGGUAAAAACUUGGAGGAACACCCAGAAAAGGGGCAGGACUACCGUUAG